AUGGAUGAUAUAUCAGUUAUGGAUGAAUCCAGUUCAGAUUCAAGUGCUUUGAAUUGCCCUCCACCCAUGCCUACACAAAAACGGCAGAAUUUAAUUUGUAGUAAUUGUAAUACUACGAUUACUACGCUUUGGAGAAGAAAUCAUAAUGGGGAACCUGUCUGCAAUGCUUGUGGCCUCUAUUAUAAAUUGCAUCACAUAGCCCGACCUCUAACUAUGAAGAAACAAACUGUCCAAACAAGGCAAAAAAUAAUAUUUUUAAUUUUAACAAUUCAUUUAUUAAAAGAUAAUUUUUAA
Molecule: messenger RNA, 294 nt
Organism: Meloidogyne enterolobii
Lineage: Eukaryota; Metazoa; Nematoda; Chromadorea; Rhabditida; Meloidogynidae
Source: the annotation of a GenBank genome assembly